CUAGUACUUCGGCACAUACUACCGCUACUGCAAAUAUCGCCGUCACAACAAAAAAUCCGUCCACUGCAAGCACGAAUACUAUCAGAAUUACAUUCACCAUCAAAAUCACAUCCACCACCAAACCCCCAACCACAACCAUGCCGUCCAUCGCAACCAUCAAGAAGACGACCAAUUCGCGUCAAGCACCCUACGCAUCCCGCUCCUCAUUCACAAAUUUCGGCCUCAAACAAAUCCGCACCUGCGCCCUCGAUCCCCACCAAGACAGCUGCUCGAUCUGUCUCGAACCAUUUGCGGAUACCGAGCCCGCUACAAAGAUUAUAAGAUGUGGACAUGUUUUUCAUGGCCUAUGCUUGAAAACAUGGCUUGACUCCUCAAAAACACCAACAUGUCCAAUGUGUAGAGCAGAACUCUUCAUCUUGACUCCACCGUCGAGAAGAUGGAGGAGGAGGUUCAGCAACAUCGACAUAAACAACAUGGACCAUCAAAACCACAACCUUCAAAAUGGAAGUGAAAGUACAAAUCCCCGGCGAGGUCUCUACGACAGAAGGGGUGGCGUGUGGAGCAUACCCAGUCUCCCGCGUGAAAGAUGGCAUCCAGAUUUGGAACUACUGAUGAUGGUGGAGAGCGCUCCGGGUGCUAGGACGCAGGUGAUUGAUAAUGUGGCGAGGUGGAGGAUGAGUGUGUGGGAGGAGUGGAGGGAGGCGAGGGGGAGGAGGGAACAGAACGCUAUGGGUGUGGAGGAGGCGCCUUUGGAUUAUUGAUGGGAAGGCGGGGCAACUACGUUGGUGGGAUGGAAGGUAUGGGAAUGGGGAUUUGGGGUGUGUGUAUUCUGUAAAUGGGGUUUGAAGUUGAGAGAUUCCAUGAGACUACGGGGUUGGAAUGGAGGUAGUUUGACGAUGUUUGAGUGGUAUGUAUUCUGCAAACACGCUUUGAAGUUGAGAUUUUCCAAGGAACUACGUUGUUGGAAUGGAGAUUGUAUGAUGCCUUUUGAGGUGCAUGUACUCUGCGCCCAUGUUUCGAAGUUGAGGAUCCUCGGCCUGAAUGGCUUGCUUAUGAG
Molecule: messenger RNA, 1057 nt
Organism: Alternaria rosae
Lineage: Eukaryota; Fungi; Ascomycota; Dothideomycetes; Pleosporales; Pleosporaceae
Exons: 1
Coding region: 138-761 (207 amino acids)
Biological process (GO): protein ubiquitination
Molecular function (GO): zinc ion binding; ubiquitin protein ligase activity
Source: RefSeq, a predicted model, not a curated record